UUUUCUUGCAGAAAUCGUUGUGAAAUUUUGUUUUGUUUAUGUCGCAAAGUUUGUCGGACUAUUUAUAAAACAAAUAAAAGUGAUAAGUGCACUUCGAGAUGUCUAUUCUGCUGGCGGACAUCGACGCCACGUGCGCGGCCUUGGGUUACAGUGAUGGCCAGAAAUAUCAAGCUGAACCUGAUGCCGCCGAGGGACUCAAGCACCUGAUUUGGAUACUGCGUCGGGACCUGGACAACCACGAGUAUCGCCGCCACUUGGGCCGCUCCAAGGUGCUCCAAACGGACCUGGUUUACAUGCUGCCGGACUACGUGCAUCAGGAGGAGCUGUCCGAUCUGCUGAUCCGCCUGCUGGUCAUCCUGACCAAUCCCACGCUGCUGCUCUACAGGGAGGGUGCACCGAGGGACAACCAUGGCCGGAAGGUGUUCAUGGAGCUCAUCGACAUCCUGCAGGGCUACAAAGCAGCCUUCGCCAAGGACAAAGUGUGGAGCGCCCUCUUCGAGAAGCUGAAGCAGGCCUUGGAAAUAGCAUUUGCGAUUCGCAGCGAGGAGCAGAAUCUUCUGAUUGAGCGCAUCCUGGUGCUGGUGCGGAAUGUCCUGCAAGUGCCGGCGAAUCCGGAGGCCGAGUGCCGGGCGGACAACGAUGCCAGUCUGCACGACCAGGUCAUUUGGGCGCUGCACCAAACUGGAAUGCUGGACCUGGUCUUGUUUGUCAUCUCCUCGCCGGAUGAGGAGCAGUUCCAUCUGCACGGGCUGGAAAUUGUGUGCCUGCUUUUCAGGGAACAGAGUGCCGAAUCCCUGGCGGACGCCUCCCUGCAGCGCAGCCUGAGCGAAAAGCAGCGGGACCAGCAGGAACUUCUGGCCGCACGGCGCCGGGAGCGUGCUCGUCGCCAGGCUCGUCCUCCACCCGGGCGACAUUCGCGAUUCGGCGGCACCUACGUCAUCCGGAACAUGAAGUCCGUCUCGGACAGAGAUGUGAUAUGCCACCAGGCUCUGGAGCGCGUCUCAUCGAUCGAUUUCGACCGCGAGAAGCAGCAGCAGAAGCGCUCCCACCGUCACAUCCAGGAGGAGGCGCAGGUGACCCGUCGCAGUGCGUUCACCGUGAGAUUGUGCCUGCGCGAAUACUGCAUCGAGGUACUGCGCUCCGCUUACAACACGCUGGUGAGGCAGGUGCGUCGUGUGCUGGAACGCAACGCCGGAUCUUCGAGUCACGAUGACUCCUAUCUAUUGUGGGCCAUACGAUUUUUCAUGGAGUUCAAUCGUUUGAGUGGUCUACAAUUGCAGUUAGUCAGCGAGUCGUUGAGCGUGCAAUGCUUCCACUGGGUCCUGACGCGCAUGCAACAUGACAUGGACAUGAUUGUGAGCGACAAGAAACAGGCGCGUCUCUGGGCCAAGCGACUGCAUGUAGCGCUUUUGACAUUCCGGGAAUUGCUGCAAAGCCUGCUGGCACUGCAGAAGCUAAAGGAUGACAACAACGCGCGGGCCCUCUUCGAUAUGUUAUUGAACAACGUGUGCUAUGUCCUGGAGUAUCGGGAGACGGUGCUGCAUUUGUUAAUGAACUACAAUGAGGCGCACAGCACAAAGGUUUUCCUGCGCGAUGUGGUGGAAACGGCCAACGUUUUCAUUAAAAUGAUGGAGCGCUUCUGCCAGGACUCUGUGGUGGUGCAGGACAAGAAGCGCGGUGGUGGCGGCUCCCGGAAGAAGAAGCAGGCGGCGACCAAGUCCAAGCCACCAGCUGCACCACAGCCCACUGAGGAAGAAUUGUCCAGCAAAUGGGCUGAACUGGCAACGGAAGUGUGCAGCCUGCUGUCCUCGGAAUUGGAAAUGCCGGAGGAUGAGCAGCCCAUACCCUUCGAUGCCGCCUCCGAGAAAUCCAUUGAUGAUCAGCGCGAGGAUUGCAUGAUUCGCAUAAAUAAACUGCUCCGUUCCGAGAAACUGGACCAGGCCAUCGCCCUUCUUCGGGCCGCCAGGGAAGUUUGGCCGGAGAACGAAGUGUUCGGUGCAAUUUCCGCUGCACCGGAAGACGAGCUGCUGCUCCUGCGUGAGAUUUUCAUGUACAACAUUACAACAGUUGAGUCCGAGGAUAAGGAAAACGAAAAGGAGCAAAAGCAGGAUGAGGACGAGGACGAGGACGAUGACUUGGAUAACGAAGAAUACGGAGAGCAGGAUAAUGGACUCACCGAGAAAACGUUCAAAUUUGAUGAUUUCGCUCGCAGACUGCUGAAUCCGAAAAUCGUCCGAGCUUGCACUUUAGUCCUGUCGGAUUGGGCGGACAUACCCACUCGAUCCUUGAAAGCGGCUGUAACUAUUCUACAUCGCAUUGCCUACGGCUGCAAGUGUUCGGGAAUGCUUUUUCAGGCCAAGCUGUUUCGCAUCUUUCAACAAGUCUUCAGCGUGGAACGUGACGUCCAUCAGGAGGAGCUGCGCCGCCUGGCCAUCUUUGUGGUGCGCAAAUUUGUCGAGGUGGCCCCGACUAAUCCCAAAAUCUAUGCGGAGUUAUUAUUUUACAAAGGCAUCAGGGAGGCCAAUGAGCUGGAGUCGGGCUAUUGUGACGCCUACGAAGCCGGCACCAAAGGAGCCUGGAGCGAGGAGCAGGAGUCGGAGCUGCGCUUCCUCUUCGAGGAGAACCAGCGCAAUCCUGAAACCGAUAAGGAUGUGAUUGAUUGGAUUCUGGACAAUUUGGUCGACAAGACGCGCAACCGCCGCACUGUCCUGAAAAAGCUAAAGGAACUGGGCCUGCUGUUCAAGGCGCCCACCAAGCGUUCGACCAAGUCCGCCCAGAGCGGCAAAAACGUCUGGCAGCCGGAAGAGGAUGACGAGCUAAGGAGCUUAUAUGAUCAGCAUCGCAUUGAGCCGGACUGCCUGGAGCGAAUCGUCCAUGAGUUCGCUGAGCGGCGCACCAAACAGCAGAUCAUCAAGCGAAUGCUUCAGAUUCAUUUGAUAGCGGAUAAAUCCGAGAUUCUGCCCGCCAAGAAGGGGCGUGGCAAAGGCAAGUCCAAGAAAGAGCAACCAGAAAUGGAGGGCGAGGGUGAGGACGAUGAGUACAACUUCGCCGAGGAGCCCAUGUUCGAGGAGCAGGGGUAUAAGAAGCCUAAGGCCAAGCCGAAAAAGGCCCAGAAGCGCCAGGUGGUACGCACACCAUUGCACGUAGGCACCAUCAAAGCUCUAAUCGGCCAGGUGGAUUCAGAGAAGUAUCAAUCGGCCAUCGAGUGGCUGCAGGAAUGCCUGCAGGACGCCAGCGAAGAUACCGAGGAAGCAACUGAGGACGACGAUGGCGUGCCUCUCCUGCCACUGAUGCAGGACCAAAAGGAUGCCAUGGAAGAUGCGGAUUUCCAAAAGGUUCUGGUCUCCCUGGGCAUGCAGCCGCCGAUUUCGGGAAUGGAAGCCUACUGGCGUAUUCCCAUAUAUCUCAAUUCUGCCGAUUUGCAAUUACGUUCCAAAAUCCUGGCAGGAGAAGAGGUGGAUGUUGAGCCGGAAGACGAGGCUGCAGACGAAGACGAAGAUGAGGAGGGAGAGCAGGAUGAGGAAAGUGAGGAAGAGGAGGACUUCCUUGAGAAGCACAGCAGGCAGCGGCAGGAGAACAUAGCAACCCAACAGCAGCGAAAACUUGAUAGUCUUAUGUUCAACCAGAGCGAUGACGAAACCGAGCAACGUGCUCCCCCAAAACCCAAGGACAAGCCCAAGGCCAGCGACAAGAAGGCCAAGCGAAAGGUCAAAGAGAAAGCCAAGGAGUCAAAGGACUCCGAUGAUGAUAGGGCAGAUAAAGCGGAGCUGGAGAAACCGAACACGGAUGAUUUAUUUAACCAAUUGCGAGCCAAGCGAGCCACUAAAAUCAAACUGAGCGAUAUGGCUCUAAAUGAGUCAACAAAUGCCGCUCAAGAGGCGGACGACGAUGCAUUUAACUUCAACUCGGAGGACUAUCGUGCCCGCCUGCUGGAACUGGAGGAUGAGGAGCAGAACGCCGAGGAUGCGGAUGCGGAUGAGAAUGGCGGUGACAAAGAAAACAUUACCAAUAAGUCCCUGCAGCGUGCACGUCGCGUUAAUGUAAUUGACUCGGAUAGCGACAACGACGAUGAUGGCGCCUUGCCUGCCGACAAGACAAACAAACGCCCACGCAGCGACGACGAUCGGGAUGACGAGGAUGGGGAUGCCGGCCACAUGGAUGCCAAUGCCGAGGAGGACAGCGACGAGGAGGCCAACUUUUUGGCUCGCAAAAAGCCAGCCAAAGUCGAUGGCGAGCCGGCCAAGCGGCGUCGGUUGGCCAUCAUCGAUGACGAUGAUGAGGAUGAUUUUUAAUGCACACCCGUUCUGCUCUUGAUUUUAUAGCUCACCGGAAUGGAAGCUCGAAUAAAUGUAACUUUUAAUUUGCA
Molecule: messenger RNA, 4366 nt
Organism: Drosophila teissieri
Lineage: Eukaryota; Metazoa; Arthropoda; Insecta; Diptera; Drosophilidae
Gene: timeout
Product: protein timeless homolog
Exons: 18
Coding region: 99-4292 (1397 amino acids)
Biological process (GO): replication fork arrest; DNA replication checkpoint signaling; DNA repair
Cellular component (GO): replication fork protection complex
Molecular function (GO): DNA binding
Source: RefSeq, a predicted model, not a curated record